AUGAUUAUGAAAGAAGUCCUGGGAAUUCCUUAUGGAGCGACUAAGGAAGACAUUGAAAGAUUGCCUAAAUACAAAUUCCGGAGAAUUGGUGAUUUUGACAAAGAAAGUGGUAAUAAGAAUGGUCGAAGCUCAGAGCGAUUAGGUAAUGUGUGUGGAGCACCCUGCACCUCCUCCUUGGAAAAAAUUGGUGUUGGUUAUGACACCUCAAGUUUUGUUGGAUGCUUUAAGGAAGGGAUUCUUGAAUUUUCAACUAGAGAAAUACCUCCAUCCAAGGAUGAAGACAUGGAUGGAGACAUGUCUCCAUCCUUGGAUGGAAUGCCUCCAUCCCAUCCAAGGAUGGAGGCAUUCCUCCAUGUCUCCAUCCAAGGAUGGAGGUAA
Molecule: messenger RNA, 378 nt
Organism: Fraxinus pennsylvanica
Lineage: Eukaryota; Viridiplantae; Streptophyta; Magnoliopsida; Lamiales; Oleaceae
Source: the annotation of a GenBank genome assembly